UGUAGCAGGCAUCACCCAAAAAAUGGUGCACCGUUCGAUACUGUGCUGCCUGGUUGUGGCUCUGGUUCACCUGGGCCAGUGUUCUCGUAUAGUGCCACCGCUGUACCGUUACGAUGACUACUUCCAGUGCCAACGCAAGUCCCAAUCCGGAGUGUUCUGUUUCGUCAAGGUGGUCCUCAGCGAGCAGCGACAGUCGUUUCAGGAUUCUCCAAGGCUCGAUACAAGUUUUCGUCAUGAUCUGCUGGAUUGGGGAGUUUGCGUUUCGGACUGUCAACGGGAGCUGGCGGACAUGUCUACAGAGCAGCGUCAACGGCUGUUUCUGCCCAAAUUUCAAAUUAAUUUCAAGUACAUACUCCCAGCAGAUCACUGGGGUACGUACGUGGAGAACUUCAAACUACGCUACGGUACGCUGAUCAACGUAUGUGUAAACAAUCGUCUGGAGCAUGAGUACAACAUCAGCAAGCUUGCGUACUCAGAGAUUGAGUACUGCACCACUCGAGACGAAUUGGAUUUGCGCCAUAGGAAAACUUCGGGACUAGUGACCGUCGCGUUCUACGCAACAGUUCUGAUGCUGAUCGGUUUAACCGCGGUGGGCAACGUGGUCGAUUUGAUUGGCGGUGAUCGAACAAGAGAGCACAUCAUCGUGUCAUCGUUCUCGAUUCGACGCAACUGGGCACGAUUGACGGAUCAGCCCAAAAGUAUGCUAUACCGGGACUUUGGUUACAUCGACGGACUACGGGUGUGUGCAAAUUUCUACCUGAUGAUCGUACACAUUAUAUUAGUUACCGCGGUGAUUCCUGUUGGAAAUCCGGAAUACAGUGAAACUAUACUGAAGACUCCACUGAUGAUCGACUUAAUUACUUUAUCUCCAACUGGGGCACAGCUAUUCUUCGUCAUAGGCGGGUUGCUUUUGGCCGUUACAGUACUACAGGACAUGAGUCAGAAACCGCACCUUCAGAAUGGAUACUUCCGAACAAAGAUACGCUCAAGGUUAAUUCGAAUUGUUCCGGUAUACUUUUUCUGCUUGUUGGUUACCUUGAUGGGCGAUGAGUUGCCAGGAGUACAGCUGGGUCCUGUGGGGUACAAAUCACUCAUUCAAGAGCAAGGACGAUGUCGGAAGAAGUGGUGGGCUAGUGUGCUGUUUGUGAACAAUUUUGCAGUAUUUGGUAAGGAACGAUGCAACAUCCAUGGUUGGUAUUUGUCAGCCGAUUUCCAGCUGUUUUCAGCAUCUCUUUUGCUACUUUUGGCACUGGGAAAGUAUCCAAAAAGGGCAAAAGCUGUACUUUGGACUUGUGCGAUAGUCGCUUUGACCAUUCCCAUUGUUAUCAGCUACUAUCUAGGGCUGGGUUCAGCCGCACCGGUCAGCUUAAGUGAUGCUCAAUACGAGUUCAUGCACCAGCCAUGGUUUAAUCAUGUUUACACACCGAGUUACACAAACAUGAACAGCUACUUGGCUGGAAUGAUCGUUGGAUAUCUGUACCACCACACCAAGUACCACAGGCUUAAUCUGGACAAUUCUAUGUUGUUUGGCGUAAUCAAAAAGCUGUGUGUGCCUAUUCUAGCAGCAGCUUACCUUCCAACGUUUCUCUUCUAUCAGUACGAAAUCCCUCGCUCUUCUUGGUUGACGGUACUGCAUAACAUCUUGUACCAGAACGCCGCAGUAAUCGCACAGUCAGUGUGCUUCAUCGAGUGCUUCCGGAAUCCAUCAGGAAAAAUCCGUGCCUUCCUCAGUUCCCCAGCAAUGACCAGCCUGGGCAAGCUGGUGUACUGUGUGUACGUGUUGCACUUUAUCGUAUUGCGACUCAUCGUGAACCAGUUUACACCGGAAUACACACUAAACUUUGUGAACGUACCGUGGAUUGCGGUUGGUGUAACAAUUCUCUCAUAUCUUGUUGGACUGGUAGGUUAUUUUAUUAUCGAACAACCGCUUGGUAUGCUUCUAAAGCACAUGUGGGAUGGUGGUCGAAAAAAGAUUAAAAUUUUUUGAAGGCAUUUUGCUUUUCUACACACCUUUGUCCUGAACACAAGUACAAAAGCACAUAUAAGAACAUAGGUGGUUCAAACAAGAAAUAAGCAAAAGCGUUCCAACAGCAAAAAAAAAUUAUAAAAAAUAGCUCAAAAUCCAGUAUAAUCAAACAGUUACGAUACUAGCCGCCCGAAGAAUUCAGCGACGUCAUCAAUAUUGCCAGAACUGGGCCAUCCAUACCACGAACAACGAAAGUUAUACGGUCAGCAAAAUCUCUGUACCUCAGGUGUG
Molecule: messenger RNA, 2257 nt
Organism: Culex pipiens pallens (northern house mosquito)
Lineage: Eukaryota; Metazoa; Arthropoda; Insecta; Diptera; Culicidae
Product: nose resistant to fluoxetine protein 6-like
Exons: 6
Coding region: 23-1987 (654 amino acids)
Molecular function (GO): acyltransferase activity, transferring groups other than amino-acyl groups
Source: RefSeq, a predicted model, not a curated record